This is a messenger RNA of Mus pahari (shrew mouse), 2271 nucleotides long. RefSeq lists its product as uncharacterized. The record is from RefSeq and is a predicted model, not a curated record. Bases 573 to 1010 code for a protein of 145 amino acids. The transcript has a single exon. Lineage: Eukaryota; Metazoa; Chordata; Mammalia; Rodentia; Muridae.
CCCAAGGGCGUCUGUCCUCCCCGGCCUGGGAAAGGGCCAGCGAGCCACCAACGUCUGGUGAGGGGCGGAGGUCAAAAGGAUUCUCAUGGGAGUGAAACCAGCUAGGAGGCCAGACUCUGACUCCAAAAGGCGACGCGGCCAAACUACUGGCGGGAGAACCAAACUCCCGCCACCCAGCAGCAUGGGGGUAGGGGGCGAAGGGCGCUGUUACCCGAAGGAACUUCAUGGCCACCAGGCGGAACCCCUUUUGCUCGAAUCGCUUGAUGAUCUCACCAACCAGGCCACGCUGCACGCCAUCUGGCUUGAUGGCAAUGAAGGUACGCUCGAGGUUGGCCAUGGUCCUGCGGAGGCAAGAAGUGUAGUCGAUGAGGCCCGGCCGUCCCAAGCCGGCCAAGGAAGCCACGUGGGUUCCUGCCACCGCCGCCGCAGCGCAGGACACGUGGCUUUCCAGAUACUUCUGCCCCGCCCGGGAGGCCCAGAAAGAGGACAGCGGGAGCCUGAGGUGGGCUGAUGUCGGGGCGGGGAGUGCAUCUUAGCCUUACCGAAAGCCGGUGGGUCGGCUGGCGUCCGCGAUGGGCGACGGAAGCAGAGAGACUAGAACGACCACCAGCCGGCGCGGAGAGAGGAGGGACACGGGGCGGGACGAGAGACGCCACACCCCGGAGGACCCCGCUGCCCAACCCGGGACGCUCAGCCUGCCUGGUCUUGCCAGUCGUCUCUGUCCCCGCCCAAAGGCUCGCGGUGCACGCCCUCUCCUUGCAGGGCUGCGGAGGACUGCGGGGCAGGAAGUGAUUUGUUCCCCACCCAAGUCCGCCAGCUCUUCGCUCAGCCUCGGAGAACUGGUCCUGAAUUCUUUAUUCCAGGAGACUUCUGCAUUCGCCCUUCCCUGCGACAUCCGCGCCCAGCUGGACUCUCCAUGCUCUGGGACACCCCGAGUUUUUCCUAUCUCCGAAAUCCAGCCCUCUGUUCUUUGCUCUCUGCUUGAGUUUAGUCUUCCUCAUCCAAAAUGACAACUUCCCUAGGAACCAAGUCUGUCUUCAGCCCCCUCCUCAGAAGGCAAUCUGUUCCUGUCUCAGAUUGACUUUCAAAUUCCUAAAAUUACCCGUGCCUUUUGACACUUAGAGCCAGCUCCCUGCUCUGUCUCCUCGCCUACCUUUCCAGCGUCUAGAGGCUCUGAUGCCACCCGGAGUCUGGGAUUCCUGCCCACAGAGCACUACCGAGUGUCAGGCUACCCACUUCAACCUGAGACUCCCCUGGCAAGAUUCUAGAUUUUGUAGAAGUUCACGGCCUGCCUAGACUUCAGAGGAAAUCCAAGACCCGCCUGGUGAAUUUGAUACAUGAGAUUAUCUCCUAAUAAGAAGCAAAGCCAGGUGUGAGAGAUGACACGUGCCUGUAAUGCUAGCCUUUGGGAGGUGGGGGCAGGAGGAUCAGGAAAGGACAGCCACUGCUACCCAGUUCAAAGUCAGCCUGGCCUGUCUCAAAAUACACAAAAUGGGGUGCUGGAGAGCUGGCUUUGUGGUUAAGAGCACUUGCUGCUCUUCCAGGGGCCAGAGUUCAAGUCCCAGUACCCACACACUUCAGGUGGCUCACAACUGUAACUCUAGUUCCACAGAAUCUGAUGCCUCUCAUCUCCAGGGACAUGCCCUUACGUGCACAUACCCACAUGCAUCAACACACAGCUACACAUAAUAUGAUAAAAAUAAGUUUUUAAGGAAUAUAUACAAAGAGAGGGGCUGGAGUGGGUAAAGUGGUACAUCCUUAGCUACACUAGAAUUAAAGACCAGCCUCGACUACAUGAGGGUAGGGAGCACUGAAUAUUUAGCUCUGUGGUAGGUCCACUUGUGUAGCAUGCACACGGCCUUGGUCCAACCUCCAGUAAUCCAGAUGCUGUAGUCUCAGAAGCCAAGCCUGUUAACUUGCAGUCUUUACCUCCUGUCUUCUUGGCAAGCCACCAGUACCCUAAAGGUCCCCCAGUACCCACAUCUGUUUCAUUUCCAUGUCCAGACACCCCCCCCAAAAAAAAUUGCAGUGUGUUGAGCACUCUGUGAACCAGCUGCUGCUUCUCCCAGCAGGCUUGGAGUCUGGGCCGGGGCCCUGAACAUCCCAGUAAAGAGGUUUAGGGCAUUGCCCAAAGCACUCAGCCUAACUAGCCCAGAUGAGUCAAAAUGCCUGAAUCCUCCUCCAGCUCCAUUCCAUCAGCCCUCGCUAAAGACCUGCGCGGACAGAACAGCUCUCUGCUCUGGCCAUUAGGAUAAGCAAUUAAACUCUGAA